AUGGAAAAGAUAUCUUAUCGACCAUUGCCUGAAAAAGGCUCAAUUCGACUUUUGAUCGUUGAACCUUGCAUAGCAGCCAAUCAGCUUGUUACCUGUCGCCUUGAACACCACAACUUUGAGGAACUUCGGGAAUAUCAAGCCCUCUCUUACACCUGGGGUGACGAGAAAGAUGUUCUCCCAUUACUAAUCGACGGGACUCGGUGUCUGGCACAGAGGAACCUAGUUGAGGCUCUGACUGCACUCCAUCCUGCAAGCGUGGCCUACACCAUCUGGGUAGACGCUAUAUGCAUCAACCAGGCCGACAUACUCGAGCGAAAUAACCAGGUUUCGCAAAUGAAGGCCAUUUACUCGAGGGCAAAGUCCGUCGUUGUCUGGUUAGGGGCAGCGACCGCUUUCUCGGAUCUAGGAUUAGAGAUGGUGCAGACGAUUAGCACCAAAUUACUCGAGUCCCGUCAUGGUAGCAGGGUCAAGGUCGGCUCAACCUUGGAGCACGGUUCUGCCAAGGGAACCAUGUCUAUCGCCGAGUUUCAAAAUUACUACAAGUCCGUGUUGUCUCUGUUUAACAAUUCUGAAAACAUCCAAGGCCUUGAUGAGGCAGUUCGGUUGCUAAGUCGGCGCUGGUGGACUAGGAUAUGGACUCUCCAAGAGAGUGUUCUCUGUCAUGAAGUCACGGUCCAUUGUGGCAAGAGGGCGGUGCCUCUGUAUUGCUUCUACGAUUUGGCAUAUUUCAUCUUCUUCUCCAUGAGCUUUGGCUCCUGGCCAGGAGGCCCUGUCGAUCAACAUGUAGCAGUUCGAGAAGUAUGGCGCAUCGCCGACUUGAGAGACCAUAUCACCGAAAGAGGCCACAUCAAAUGGCUACUGGCACUGGACUCGUCAUGGAACCGAGAUGCUUCUGAUCCAAAAGACAAGGUCAUUGGAUUGUUGGGCCUGAUUGGCUCUGGGAACCAAAUAAUGCCGGAUUAUUCUUCGACAACCGCUAAAGUGUAUCAGCAGGCUUUUAUUGCUGCAGCUACCGAGGAUAAAAGUCUAUCGUUCCUUGGCUUCAUCAGUGAGGAGUAUCAUCUUAGAGAUGCUCGUCUACCCACAUGGCUACCGGAUUUACAACUUCACUCUAAACCAAACAGCGACUAUAUCGCUUCGCUCUCCAAAGCGAUAUUUAAUCGCUCCGUUUAUAACGCGAGUCUGUCUAGUUCGUGGGAUUCGUAUACCAUGAGCACAAACGAUGACGAGUCGGUUCUAGUAGUCUCAGGUGUCGAGGUUGAUACUGUCACGACAAUAGCUAGCCAGGCGCCGGGAAAGAUACUGACCGACGAUCCCAGUGUAUGGAUCAAGCUAAUGGAGGUGGUGCUACACGAGUGGCGCGGUCACAUGCCUCAAACGACGAACUACCUCAAUGCUGAUGAGUCAUCUGCCCAGGCGUUUUGGAGGUGUGUACUGGUCGAUUUGAAGCAAGGUUCUCUACAUGCGAACUUUGACCCGGGGAAGCCGAUUCGCAUGGAUGAGGGGGAUUAUUACUCUCUGUCAAAUCUAGACUCGGACGAGUCUCACCAUCAGUUGCUGUCGUACUGGGCAAGCUUUUGCAGGCUGGGCAUGCAACUCCGCCUCAUUGAGCAAUUCAAUAGGCGCUUUUUCGUUUCCGAAAAAGGCUAUAUUGGAAUGGGCCCCCCUUGGCUUGAGCAGAAUGACAAAAUCUGUAUCCUGUUGGGAGGAUCGGUGCCAUAUGUCCUACGCAGAUCCUUGAAUAAUACCUGGUCUUAUGUAGGAGAAUGUUAUGUGCAUGGUAUUAUGGAUGGUGAAGUCAUUAGGCAGACACAGAAUGGGGAGUAUAGCUACCAGGAAUUUCGGAUCAAAUGA
Molecule: messenger RNA, 1854 nt
Organism: Pestalotiopsis fici W106-1
Lineage: Eukaryota; Fungi; Ascomycota; Sordariomycetes; Amphisphaeriales; Sporocadaceae
Exons: 2
Coding region: 1-1854 (617 amino acids)
Source: RefSeq, a predicted model, not a curated record